Acyrthosiphon pisum (pea aphid) is the source of this 584-nucleotide messenger RNA. RefSeq lists its product as uncharacterized. The transcript is spliced from 2 exons. The coding region runs from base 36 to 563 and encodes 175 amino acids. The record is from RefSeq and is a predicted model, not a curated record. Lineage: Eukaryota; Metazoa; Arthropoda; Insecta; Hemiptera; Aphididae.
UACAAUUUGUUUAAUCAUAGGAACGGUUCAAGGUAAUGGCGAAUGUGGCAGUGAAUCGGGCUAACAUGCUGACGAGAAUAUGGAAGUAUGGUGAUCCCGAAGUAACAGCCUCCGAGUAUUUACUGCACGCCGGAGUUAUAUCUAUGGUGGAGUUCGACAACGACAUAUUUGCCGCCGGAAACUGCUAUGACCAACAUCAGUACAAGAAAUAUUGGCUGUUUUGUCCAUACGCGUAUAGACUUCCAGACGGCGACGGCAUAUUGGCCAAAGAUUUGGCCGUCGAGUAUAACUAUUUAUCCAACACCAGCGAAUGGUUUUACAUAGCUCGACAUAAAGCACAAGGCGUGAUCAAUAGGAAUAACCAGUACAGUCAUGCAUUCAACUCUUAUACUUGGAAUGAUACAGCUCACACAGACUGGAUACCUGAUGACGUCUUAACAGUGACGUACGAAGAUGGUAAAUGGAGUAAACCCUACUACGAUUGUGGUGGUGGAAAUAUUUGGAUGCUCACGUACACUGUGCCAUUUUUUGGUUACAAAGAAGGGAAAUACUUUUUCAAGUAAGUUAAAAAAAAAACAUAUUAA